This is a messenger RNA of Acaulospora morrowiae, 453 nucleotides long. NCBI's taxonomy places the organism in Eukaryota, Fungi, Glomeromycota, Glomeromycetes, Diversisporales, Acaulosporaceae. The record is from the annotation of a GenBank genome assembly.
AUGGUUCCUGACCCAAAUCAAAGAAAAAUUAUUGAAGCCAACAAAGUAGCCUCGGAGGAAUUUCCACGACAGCUUGUCAAUAAGCAAUUCUUAAUGCCUAGUUUGUUUUUUGUUGACAUCUCGGCAAUCCAAAUUUACAAACUUGAAACCGGUGAUGAAAUAAUCCUAGCACCCGAACUAGCUUAUAUUUUAUUUGAAGCCAAGUGUGAUCUAACCAAUGAACUCAACACAUCAUACCUGGGUCCAAAAAUCCCAGCCAGCCAAAUGAUUAAACUUGCCAAAUAUAGUAAUGAAAUUAUCCGCAAAGUUGUACCGCCAAAUGUUCCGCAAAUUAUUCCGCCAAAUGUUCCGCAAAUUAUUCCGCCAAAUGUUCCACAAUAUAUUCCGCAUAUUACACAGUAUAUUCCGCAUAUAAUAUUAUUCCGCCAAAUAUUCCGCUCAUACCCUAUAUAA